Molecule: messenger RNA, 1882 nt
Organism: Morus notabilis
Lineage: Eukaryota; Viridiplantae; Streptophyta; Magnoliopsida; Rosales; Moraceae
Product: obg-like ATPase 1
Exons: 12
Coding region: 87-1271 (394 amino acids)
Cellular component (GO): cytoplasm
Molecular function (GO): GTP binding; ATP hydrolysis activity; ATP binding
Source: RefSeq, a predicted model, not a curated record
UUUCCCUGAAAAUCAGCUCACCACACUCUGCAAGAACCCUAGAACUCUCUAUCUCUCUCUCUCUCUGCGGUGUUGAGAAGCAGAAGAUGCCUCCGAAAGCUGCUAAAGGCAAAGAAGCGCCAUCUGAGCGACCAAUUCUCGGCCGAUUCUCCUCUCACCUCAAGAUCGGAAUUGUUGGAUUGCCAAAUGUUGGCAAGUCUACACUAUUUAACACACUUACAAAGUUGUCGAUACCCGCGGAGAACUUUCCUUUCUGCACGAUCGAACCUAAUGAGGCUCGUGUAAACAUCCCUGAUGAGAGAUUCGAGUGGCUUUGCCAACUGCACAAGCCGAAAAGCGAGGUCCCAGCUUUUCUGGAAAUCCAUGAUAUAGCUGGACUUGUUCGAGGUGCCCAUCAAGGGCAGGGCUUGGGCAACAAUUUCUUAUCUCACAUCCGUGCAGUUGACGGAAUUUUUCAUGUUCUACGAGCAUUUGAAGAUCCAGAUAUUAUCCAUGUUGAUGAUGCUGUGGAUCCUGUGAGGGAUUUGGAGACCAUCAGUGCAGAAUUGCGCCUAAAGGAUAUCGAAUUCAUGGAGAGGAAUAUAGAGGAUCUUGAAAAGAGCAUGAAGAGGAGCAAUGACAAGCAGCUAAAGAUAGAGCACGAGUGCUGCCAAAAAGUCAAGGCGUGGCUUGAGGAUGGAAAAGAUGUACGUCUAGGGGACUGGAAAGCUGCUGAUGUAGAAAUACUGAAUGCUUUCCAGUUGCUAACCGCCAAGCCUGUUGUUUACUUGGUUAACAUGAAUGAGAGAGAUUACCAGAGAAAAAAGAACAAGUUUUUGCCGAAAAUACAUGCGUGGGUGCAAGAGCAUGGUGGGGAACAAAUUAUUCCUUUCAGUUGUGUCUUAGAAAGAAAUCUUGCCGAUAUGCCACCUGAUGAAGCAGCAAAUUAUUGUGAGGAGAAUAAGGUACAAAGUGCGCUUCCAAAGAUCAUAAAGACUGGAUUUUCAGCGAUUAAUCUCAUAUACUUUUUCACGGCUGGGCCUGAUGAGGUUAAGUGCUGGCAGAUCAGACGGCAGACAAAGGCUCCUCAAGCUGCAGGGACCAUCCAUACCGAUUUUGAGAGAGGAUUUAUUUGUGCUGAGGUCAUGAAAUUUGAAGAUUUGAAGGAGCAUGGCAGUGAGGCAGCUGUUAAGGCUGCUGGGAAGUACAAGCAAGAGGGUAAGACGUACGUUGUUCAAGAUGGAGACAUAAUAUUUUUCAAGUUUAAUGUUUCCGGAGGAGGGAAGAAAUGAGGUGAAAACAGUUUAUUAGCUGAAUCUGAGAUAAUACAUGGAUACAUUAUUUCGAUUGAAACAGUUUAAAAAAGAAAGUAUGGAAACACUAUGUACCAUGUUCUUUUUUGCAGUUUUGGUAUAUUUUGUGCAUCAUCAAGGCUGAUACACUGGAGUUGAUGCGCGAUAGAAAUCAGUUGACUUCUGAGAAAGCUUAAUGGAUAAUUGCGAGCUCGAUCUAUAACCAUAUGACCAUUCUAUAUUUUUCAGAUUUUGAUGAAUCAAACAUUAUUGAUUUGAUGACAGCAAUCUUUUAAUUGAGAAUAUAUAAGCAAUCUUCUGGAAUGUGAAGCAUAAAUUAUAUCAAAGAUUUCUACAACCUCAGAGAUAAAUGAAAUAUAAUGAGAUGUGUUACAAGAAGCUCUUGAGGCUUAAAGUGAGCAGAUGGAAUUUGGAGAGCAAAAAUUAAAAUCUUGAAGAUUCGACAAUUAGAAAGCUUGGUUGGAGAAUGAAGAUGAAAUGAACAAGACAUCCUAUCUCAAACUUUGGUUCCGUCCCAAACUCAAUCUUGAUAUAUUAAUUUAUUUUAAUUUCAGUCCAUUUCGUCAGUUUGGUAGUAAAAAGAGGGCGAA